Messenger RNA from Punica granatum (pomegranate), 2603 nucleotides. The record is from RefSeq and is a predicted model, not a curated record. Lineage: Eukaryota; Viridiplantae; Streptophyta; Magnoliopsida; Myrtales; Lythraceae.
UCCUUUCAUCCUCUCUCUCCCUCUAGAAAUGGUUCAUCCGAGCAAGGAAGAAAGGACAGGAACAAGACUACUGUUUUUACGUACUGUAAAAUUGUCAGUUGCAUCUCUCUUCUUUCUAAUCAUUCAAGCUGCAAAAUUGUCAGUUGCAUCUGUUGCCUAUUGAAGCAGCGUUUUUAUGAACUGUAUUACAUACAUUGUAGAUAUAGAAGUAGACAAUUGCGACUUUUUCUUGGUUUUUCCAGCAGACGUAAGGAAAAAGAAUUCAGUGUUGCUCUUGGAAUUGUCCAGAAAAAGAUAAAGAUUAGCUGUCGGCGCUAUUCAUGUGAAAACAAAAGCGGAUUUCGUGUCCAUCGCGUCGGACGUGGUUUUAUCCUAUUCAAGUUUUACUUGUUUUCGACCGACGCGUUCACAUUUUCUUUUUGUGACGAGCUUGGUGGGGUUGGUUUAGCUUGAAACGGAAAGCUUUGAUUCUUCCAAGUUUCCGAUGGUAUGAUCUUUUAUGACGGUCGUAAGAGUCACAAGACAAAACCCACGUGGUUAAACCCUUUCUCGGCGGAUCUUCUUCUUCUUCUGUGAAGAGCUUGGAUUGAACUUCUGGGUUCUGGUUUUAGAAGCUCGUCUCGCGGGUGAUUCAUACUUUGGGAGGAUUUGCUUGGAUAUUUGAGUUCGUUUGCUUCUGCAUGUUCUUGAAAAUCAGAGCUUUUAGUACCAGACAGAAAAAGAAAUCUUGAUUUGGCAGCUUGGUUAGAUGUGUGAAUGUGGCUGUGUGAUUGCCUUGCAUAUCGUCGGCUGGGGUUGCCUGCUUCUACCUUUUUAGCCAUAAUUAAGGGUUAGUUUACGUUUAGUGGCAAGAAAUUCUCAUCUUGCAGAUUCAGUUACAUCGAACUUGCUGGUUGGAGAAGGAAGUACAAGGAUGGUUGGGACUACCGUAGAUACGACCAUUAAUGCCUACUCAAAUGGGACUAUUCAGAAUUCAAAUGGUUCUCUGGUAGGGAAGCUCGAUGAGCUCCGUGCCCUGAUGGGCAAAGCAGAAGGUGACCCCCUUAGGAUUGUGGGGGUUGGGGCUGGUGCUUGGGGCAGUGUCUUUGUUGCUAUGUUGCAAGAAAGUUAUGGCCAUUUGAGAGAUAAGGUCCUGAUUAGGAUAUGGAGGAGACCCGGUAGGUCAGUUGAUAAAGCAACAGCUGAACAUUUAUUUGAAGUGAUUAAUUCAAGGGAAGAUGUGCUGAGGAGAUUAAUAAGGAGGUGUGCUUAUUUGAAAUACGUGGAGGCAAGAUUAGGAGAUCGGACACUUCAUGCUGAUGAGAUCUUGAAGGAUGGGUUUUGCUUGAACAUGAUUGACACCCCACUUUGCCCUUUGAAAGUUGUGACCAAUUUGCAGGAGGCUGUUUGGGAUGCUGAUAUAGUUGUAAACGGGUUGCCUUCCACGGAGACCCAAGAAGUUUUUGAAGAGAUUAGUCAGUAUUGGAAGGAAAGAGUUUCGAUGCCAGUUAUUAUAUCUCUUGCUAAGGGUGUUGAAGCUGAGUUGCAGCCCGAGCCCCGUGUUAUAACUCCGACCCAGAUGAUCAACCGAGCAACUGGAGUGCCUCUCGAGAAUAUUUUGUAUCUUGGAGGACCCAAUAUUGCCUCAGAGAUUUACAGUAAGGAAUAUGCCAAUGCCCGGAUAUGUGGGUCAGCAAAGUGGAGGAAGUCAUUGGCCAAGUUUUUGAGGCAGCCCCAUUUUAUCGUGUGGGACAAUGGCGACCUUGUCACUCAUGAAGUUAUGGGUGGAUUGAAGAAUGUCUAUGCCAUUGGAGCAGGUAUGGUUGCUGCUCUUACAAACGAGAGUGCAACAAGCAAAUCGGUGUACUUUGCCCUCUGUACAUCUGAGAUGAUAUUCAUAACCCAUCUGCUAGCAGAGGAUCCUGAGAAGCUCGCAGGCCCCUUACUUGCAGACACAUAUGUGACUCUCCUCAAAGGUCGGAAUGCUUGGUAUGGACAUAAAUUAGCUCAGCGUGAACUCAACCUCGAGAUGGGUGAUAACAUCAAGGGGAAGGGAAUGAUCCAGGGUGUCUCAGCUGUGAAGGCGUUUUACGAACUGUUGAGUCAGUCGUGCUUAAGUUUCCUCCACCCCGAAGAACAGAAACCCGUUGCUCCUGUUGAGCUCUGCCCAAUACUAAGGAUGCUUUACAAGAUAUUAAUCCUAAGGGAGUACGCUUGCGAAGGAAUUCUUCAAGCGCUAAGGGACGAAUCAAUGAACGAUCCUCGAGACAGGAUCGAGAUCGCACAGACCCAUUCCUUUUACAGGCCAUCACUUUUAGGCCAGCAGCCACUGUAACUGAUCAUUGAUUUGUUCGGGCGAAUUUUGUAUGUAUCUAUAAUAUUGCUCUGGGAGGCUCUAGGUGCGUGCUGUUCUUUUUCUUCUAGCCCCACGCUUCAUCAUCGAUCGCAUGGACAUGUUACGAUCUAGUGCGGCUAUUCUUUUUUUUUUUUUUUUUUUUUUUGUGCAAUGCCUGUAGCAUAACGUACAAUCCCGAGAUUCUGCUUUCUGUAGAACGCACAACGAGUCAAGUGAUGUUCACGUUACUGAUGUUUAAUGAUAUAUAAUACCAUCGUUUCCUGUAUAA